AUGUACUGGGAAGAAGUUAUUGAUGAUGCAAAGAAUCGUAUGAAACGUAAACGAACUGUGAUUAAUGAGAAAGAAAACUUUCAAUCACGGAUAAAUAAAAAGCUUAAAACGAAUUCGAUACCUUCGGAAGGAAUUUCUUUACCGGCAGUCUCAAAGUCAAGUACUGUAUCAACGGAACAGCGAUUUUCCGAUGAGGUAUCAAAUUGGGUGGAAUUUGAUAAAGAAGUAUUAGAGUGGCGUCUGGAAGUCGAUAAGAAAUACCAAGAAUCAACGUUUAGCCGAUGUCGUAUGGUCACUUGUGAAAAGGACAUCUGUACAGCAUCAGAUGUAAACAUUCAUGAGACCUUAACUCCCCUUGAUCAUUCAAUCCUUUUCUUGGAUGGUCAUGCUUUGGAGAAUAUAGUCGGGCAGCCUGAUUUCAUAAUUGUUAAUGACAAUAUGAUACUACUCGUGGAAAAGGAGAGUCAUGAAGGGUUAUUUGUUUGUUCUAAUGAAACUUGGUUCUUUAAAGGGGAAGUAGAGAAAAUAGAGGAAGAAUACUAUAGAUGGCUUAAAAGUAAGGAUGAUGCUAAUGGUUAA
Messenger RNA from Funneliformis caledonium, 579 nucleotides. The record is from the annotation of a GenBank genome assembly. Lineage: Eukaryota; Fungi; Glomeromycota; Glomeromycetes; Glomerales; Glomeraceae.